Messenger RNA from Zingiber officinale, 3279 nucleotides. Its product is annotated as serine/threonine-protein kinase Nek2-like. The transcript is spliced from 16 exons. NCBI's taxonomy places the organism in Eukaryota, Viridiplantae, Streptophyta, Magnoliopsida, Zingiberales, Zingiberaceae. Bases 193 to 1938 code for a protein of 581 amino acids. The record is from RefSeq and is a predicted model, not a curated record. Gene Ontology annotation, biological process: protein phosphorylation. Gene Ontology annotation, molecular function: protein kinase activity; ATP binding.
GAAGCAUCUGCGAAGGUCAGCUCGCUUUCCCUCCUCUUCUCUCCAAAUCGCUCACUUGGAUUGCCCACGGGCAAGAACCCUAUAAAUGCGGCUUCUUGGGUGAGUUCGAUCCUGUCCUACUCUCUUUCCCCGACGUGCAUCGAGAGGGAUUUUAACUUCAAGUUCAAUUCAGCAAGCACUGAUCAUAAAAGCAUGGAUCAGUAUGAGAUCUUAGAGCAGAUUGGUAAGGGAACGUUCGGGUCAGCCUUUCUAGUGAGACAUAAAAUUGAGAAGAAGAAGUAUGUUUUGAAAAAAAUUCGUCUUGCAAAACAGACUGACAGGUGCCGCAAGUCUGCCUAUCAAGAGAUGGAGCUGAUUUCCAAGGUCAACAAUCCAUUCAUUGUAGAACACAAAGAAUCCUGGGUUGAGAAGGGUUGCUAUGUGUGUAUCGUGGUCAGUUACUGUCAAGGGGGAGAUAUGGCUGAAGCUAUAAAAAAGGCCAAUGGAGCUCUUUUCUCAGAGGAGAAGCUUUGUAAAUGGCUUGUUCAGCUAUUAAUGGCUCUCAAUUACUUGCAUACAAAACAUAUUCUGCAUCGUGAUGUUAAGUGUUCAAAUAUAUUUCUUACAAAAGAGAAAAACAUUCGCCUCGGUGACUUUGGUCUUGCUAAAGUUUUGACCUCAGAUGAUCUAGCCUGCUCUCUUGUUGGGACUCCAAGUUACAUGUGCCCUGAGCUUCUUUCUGAUAUACCUUAUGGUUCUAAGUCUGAUAUCUGGUCUCUCGGUUGUUGUAUCUAUGAGAUGACUGCCUUGAAGCCAGCAUUCAAGGCCUUGGAUAUGCAAGCUCUAAUAAACAAAAUUAACAAAUCCAUAUUGACUCCUCUACCGACUACUUAUUCUGGUGCAUUUCGCGGGCUCGUAAAAAGUAUGUUGAGGAAGAACCCAGAGCAUAGACCGAGUGCUGCUGAACUGCUCAAACACCCUCACCUGCAGCCAUAUGCUGUUGGAGUCAAUCGAAAUUCCAUUCCUACGCGGAAUACUUUUCCUAUCCUGCAAGAGAUAAACAAUCAUUCGAACAAAAUUGUGCUUCCAGAUGCCAAAGAUGACUCCCCAUGUAAGGGCAUGGAGGCAAGGAAAUCAUUCGGCUACGAGAAAAGGAAUCCUAAUACGUCCGCGACCACCCAACAAUACUCUGAUAGUUAUACCAUGUCCAAUAAAAGCUUUCCAAAUUAUCGAAUAACACAACCUCAAACUGGAGAAAUAGGUGUGGGUAAAGCUACCUGUGAGAAUCACUCUGCUAUUGCAAAGACCUGCAGAUAUGCUCACUUCUCAACUACUCAAAGGAAAAUUGUGGAGUCAUUAAAAUCGCCGCAUACUGAACGGGAUGGCGAACUGCUUUUGUCGACAAUGCGAGCAGAGAGCGAUGGAAGAGUAUCUUCCUUUCCAAAGUUUGAGAACCCCUGUGAAAGAAAAGUCACCAUUAUCGACCAUGUGGAAUCCCCUAAUAUUUCGGUAAAUUCCCCUCGAAUAGACAGAAUAGCUGAAUUUCCAAUAGCCAUACCUGAAACCCCACAUUUUGCAAUCCAAAAGCACACUUCAGUUAGAGGAUCUUCAUCUGUCAUUCCACAUCAUGGAGACUGUUCUAUCACCAAGGAUAAAUGCACCAUCCAUAUCAUUAAAGCUAAAGUGGAAAAUAGGAGUGAUUCUUCAGAUAGAAAUCCGACAGAUUCAAUUUCAAGUCCAGUGCCAUCUGAAUCAAGGCAACAGAGGUUCGACACUUCUUCGUAUCAACAACGGGCAGAGGCUUUGGAGGGAGUGCUUGAGUUUAGUGCACAAUUGCUGGAACAGGAGAGAUUUGAAGAGUUGGGAGUUCUGUUGAAACCAUUUGGCCCUGAGAAGGUGUCCCCAAGAGAGACAGCUAUAUGGCUAACAAAGAGUUUCAAAGAAACAACUGUUUAUUGAUUGUCUUGAUUCUGCUCUAGAGUAUUCUAAUCUUGGAGUUACCGUUCAUGCUCGACAAUAUCAAUCAUAUGAGGUAAGAUAUGAUCACCAAAACCUAUUCAGAAUCCAAAAUUGUGAUGAUGAUCACAUUCAUUUCUAACUAUAUCAGUUGAUAAUAGCAUGCUCUAUAUCAUUAAGUUAAUUUAGAAAACGAUGAACUCAACAAGAUACUAACAAUUAAAUCAUAAGCAUGACAUUUUACUAGUUGGACCAAAAAAGAAAACAAAGAAACAUUUUUUGUUUUGUUUUGUUCUUGGAACAAAGAACAAAUCAAACAGUCAUCAUCAUUCUCACAAAUUCUUCAUAAUUGACUUGUCCAUCUCCAUCCAAGUCUGCCUCCUUGAUCAUCUUCUCCACCUCCUCAUCAGUCAACUUCUCCCCCAGGUUGAUCAUCACAUUCCUCAACUGCACCACACCACCAGAUGCAAGUCAAACAUAUCAUUUUUCUGAUCAUGUUCUUCUCAAAAACUAAAAUUUCACACUGAAGCAAACUCACCUCAGUGGCCGAGAUGAACCCAUUCUGAUCCUUGUCGAACACCUUGAAGGCCUCCUUCAGCUCUUCCUCCACAUUGGUCUCCUGCAACAAACCAAAAAAGCUUCAACUUUUUCUCCUGCUGCACAGCAAAAACCAUGCAAGAGGACAUUCUACCUUCACUUUUCGGGACAUCAGGUUGAGGAACUCCCCAAACUCAAUGCUCCCGUUUCCGUCCGCAUCAACUUCCUGAACCAUCUCCUGCAGCUCCUCCUCGCUCGGGUUCUGCCCCAGUGACUUGAUCACGGUGCCGAGCUCCUCCGGCGUUAUGCAGCCUGAGCAGAGUCUGCCCUCGCUUCACAUAAGAAAGCACAAAGGGCGAAACUUGAAAGAAGAAGAAGAAGAAGAAAGGAGAAGCAGACCAUCUCCGUCCUUGUCGAAGAGGCAGAAAGCCUCGUGGAACUCGGUGACUUGCUCCUCCGAGAGAAGAUCCAUCAAUGCAGCAGCGAAGGGAUGAGUAGAGUCGUGGGCACAUCGGGCGGCGCUUUAUAGGCGGAGGCCUGGAGCAAGAGAGGCAGAGGGAGGUGGAAGCGAUGCAAUGCUGGUUCGAUCGAUCGAUUUGUUGGUUUGCUGUGAGUUGGGGACAAGUUCGCCAUUGUUUAGGGAUUUUCCUCGUUCACGUCCAACUGGGAACAGCUGGAGGUUGGAGACAGAGAGGACAAGCAGAGCAGGGAAGGGGACCAAGAAGAGCCCUACCCAAUCUACAUCACCCUGUUAUUUAUUAUUUUUUAUAUAUUGAAAAAAAAAUAAAAGAUCAUUUUUGGGUAAAA